Molecule: messenger RNA, 2229 nt
Organism: Corylus avellana
Lineage: Eukaryota; Viridiplantae; Streptophyta; Magnoliopsida; Fagales; Betulaceae
Product: pyrophosphate--fructose 6-phosphate 1-phosphotransferase subunit alpha
Biological process (GO): glycolytic process; photosynthesis; response to glucose
Cellular component (GO): cytosol
Molecular function (GO): ATP binding; diphosphate-fructose-6-phosphate 1-phosphotransferase activity; 6-phosphofructokinase activity
Source: RefSeq, a predicted model, not a curated record
GCCCAGUCUUUUACCUUUCCCCGCUAUAUAAACGGUCUCUUGAAGCGCACCCACCCCACUCACAGUAGUAGUUGUUCAAAGCAGCAGCAGCAGCAACAACAACGACGACGACGCAAACACACAGCACAAGAAAUUGUCGAUGGAUUCAGACUAUGGUAUUCCCAGAGAACUCUCUGACCUCCAAAAAAUCCGAUCUCACUACGAACCUGAAAUCCCUCCUUGUCUCCAGGGAACUACUGUCAGGGUUGAAUUUGGUGAUACAACCACAGCGGUAGACCCCAAUGAUUUCCACAUCAUAAGCCGAUAUUUCCCACACACUUAUGGUCAGCCUUUGGCUCACUUUCUCAGGAAAACUGCAAAAGUCUCAGAUGCUCAGAUUAUCACUGAGCAUCCGGCUAAGAGGGUGGGAAUAGUCUUUUGUGGGAGACAAUCUCCUGGAGGACAUAAUGUUAUUUGGGGUCUUCACAAUGCUCUUAAAAUUCACAACCCCAAUAGUACUUUACUCGGAUUUCUAGGUGGUUCAGAAGGUUUAUUUGCAAAGAAAACUCUUGAGAUAACAGAAGACAUUCUUUCAACCUACAAAAAUCAAGGUGGUUAUGAUUUGCUGGGACGGACAAAAGAUCAAAUUAGAACAACCGAGCAAGUUAAUGCUGCCCUAAAUACGUGCAAAGAUUUGAAAUUGGAUGGCCUUGUCAUUAUUGGAGGGGUGACAUCAAACACAGAUGCUGCUCAGCUUGCAGAAACAUUUGCUGAAGCAAAAUGCACAACAAAGGUGGUUGGUGUACCUGUUACUCUGAAUGGAGAUCUUAAGAACCAGUUCUUGGAAACUAAUGUUGGUUUUGAUACAAUAUGUAAGGUCAAUUCCCAGCUCAUCAGCAAUGUUUGCACUGAUGCACUCUCCGCAGAGAAGUAUUAUUAUUUUAUCCGACUUAUGGGUCGGAAGGCAUCACAUGUUGCUUUGGAGUGCACUCUCCAGUCCCAUCCCAAUUUGGUAAUUCUUGGGGAGGAGGUGGCUGCAUUAAAGCUUACACUUUUUGAUAUCACAAAACAAAUUUGUGAUGCAGUUCAAGCCAGGGCAGGACAAGACAAGAACCAUGGAGUCAUCUUAUUACCAGAAGGGCUUAUAGAAAGCAUUCCUGAAGUUUAUGCCCUUUUGAAGGAAAUUCAUAAUUUGCUCAGGCAAGGUGUUUCUUCUGAUAACAUUUCUUCUCAACUUUCACCCUGGGCAUCUGCUUUGUUUGAAUUUUUGCCACCCUUUAUUAAGAAACAGCUGCUCCUUUACCCUGAAUCAGAUGACUCUGCACAAUUGUCACAGAUUGAGACAGAAAAACUUUUUGCACAUCUUGUGGAGACUGAAAUGAACAAGCGCCUGAAAGAAGGCACAUACAAAGGGAAGAAGUUUAAUGCUAUCUGCCACUUUUUCGGUUAUCAGGCUCGGGGAUCACUACCAUCAAAAUUUGAUUGUGACUAUGCCUAUGUUCUUGGCCAUAUCUGCUACCAUAUUUUAGCAGCUGGUUUGAAUGGUUACAUGGCAACUGUAACCAACCUGAAGAAUCCAGUGAACAAAUGGCGUUGUGGUGCUGCUCCAAUUACAGCAAUGAUGACUGUGAAGCAUUGGUCUCAAAAUCCAGGUGCCACAUCGAUAGGAAAACCUGCCAUUCAUCCAGCUACUGUUGACUUGAGAGGCAAAGCAUAUGAUCUGUUGAGGCAAAAUGCAGCAAAAUUUUUGAUGGAUGACCUCUACAGAAAUCCAGGACCCCUUCAGUUUGAUGGUCCUGGUGCUGAUUCUAAGGCUCUAUCUCUGUGUGUUGAAGACCAGGAUUAUAUGGGCCGCAUCAAGAAACUGCAGGAAUAUCUUGACCAGGUGCGCACCAUCGUAAAGCCAGGGUGUUCACAGGAUGUUCUGAAAGCAGCUUUGAGCGUCAUGGCUUCCGUGACAGACGUUCUCUCAGUGAUGGCUUCACCUACAUCCAACUUAUCCCUCUAAACGUUGUUAUUAUCAUUCUGGUUCUGAUGACCAUGGUACCUAAAUUCCAAAAUAAUUGUCAUCUUCCUUCCUACCCCCAAGAUAUUUAUCAUGAAAUUGUAGGUGCAGAACUGAGUUUCAUUUUUUGACGUCACUUCUUUUCUUUUUCUUUUUUUUGUGCAAGAUAAUUGAGGAUUGUAUUGCAAGUUAUGGAAGAGAUGAAAUUUUGUUUAUGUUAUGAUAGAAAGGUAGGUUAUGUUUUC